Molecule: messenger RNA, 495 nt
Organism: Cantharellus anzutake
Lineage: Eukaryota; Fungi; Basidiomycota; Agaricomycetes; Cantharellales; Hydnaceae
Exons: 3
Coding region: 1-495 (164 amino acids)
Source: RefSeq, a predicted model, not a curated record
AUGCAGGAUGCCUCUGCGUUUCGUGUCCUCCUAUUCGGCGCUUGUGUCGCUAAUUCCAAUGACUCUUUGGACCUCCACAACGAAGCUAAUACGCAGGGAUUCGUCUACGCGGCGGCACUCGAGAGCGAACGCUCCAUGCGUUCCGGGGGUUCACAGGUGUUUCUCUCGGGCCGUGUCCAGUACCUUAUGUAUAAUGGAGAGCGUCACCUUCCAACCGUGGAAGAGUGGGUCAAGGACGCCCUAACGAGGCUGAGGUGCAGUCCCGCUUUGACAGGCACUGGCUCUCCUUCCGUCGGUACCGAGAUGGGUCUAAUCACGCCCCCCGCGCUGUUUCGCUACACCGACACGCCUGCCCUAGUGCGGAAUAUAAACACGGCUCUCCGCGAUCAUCGUCUGGGUAGGACUCUGCCGCCGGAGGUCAAGAUCUUGGACGAGCGCUUGGUGAUGGUUCCGGGCGACAUGAAGGUUGUAUUGGAAAAAUUUGGACCGGGGUGA